AAGAAACUGAGCUGUAAACAUAAAUUUCACUAUUUCGUCUUGAUUUUGUUCAUAAAAAUCUCAGUUUUUGAGACGUUGUGGAUCAUAAAUUGUGAAUAUGAAGUGAUAAAGAUUUGAGCAGCGGAUUUUGAGUGUGUUCUUGUGAUGGCUGAAGCUGUCUAUCAGAGUGAGCAGGGUAACCAGGAGGCUGCCGUCAUCCUGAAAGUCACGCAGCAGCAUGUGAAGGGACAUCGGCGCACAGCCAGUCACGCUGGGGGAGCGUCAUCCCAAACCACGGCUGCAAACACGGCGAGAGAAUCCCAUGGGCACCGACGGACCGCAAGCUGGUCCCCGACUCACACUGACCCAAAAAGUUUCCCAUGGUACAAUAGUGGGUUCAUGACCUACACCCAGGACUCACCGGACGACAGAAAAAAUAUAUCGACAACAUGUGGGGUGGGUGAUUGCCAGCCUGAGUGUAUGCAACACUGCGCACACCCUGUCGCUUUCCUACUGGCGCUGUGUGCCGUGACUUUUACUCAGUCGAUGCUUGUAUCAGGUUACACCAGCAGCAUCCUGACGACGAUCGAGCGCCGUUACAAUCUGUGGAGCACGGAGUCGGGUCUCGUGAUAAGCAGUUAUGAAUUCACGUGCAUGUUCGCCGUUGUCUUCUCGAGUUAUUUUGGAAGCCAGCGAAACCGUGCGCACUGGUUGGCGUACGGUUCCUUCAUAGUGUCGGUUGGUGCUCUAGUAUUCAUGCUUCCACAGUUUACCGGCGGGAAUUAUAACCUGGACGACGUCGUCAAGAAUGACUCAAAUGGUGAAACGAAAAACCUUUGUAACCGAUCCCAGGUGAAGGCACCGAAUGUCCUCGAGCAGAAACUCUGCUCUAUUGGCUCACAAGAAGUUGGCGCCUUCAGUUUGAUCAUUGUCGGACAGAUGAUCAUCGGGCUGGGGGCGUCGCCCGUCUACACCUUGGGUCCAACAUAUCUCUACGAUAACGUCAAGAGGACUGUGUUCUCCAUUUACAUUGGUGUAUUCUACUCCAUAUCAGCAGUUGGACCAGCUAUGGGGUUCCUAAUGGGAGCCCUCUUCCUCUCCUUUUAUGUUGACCCCGGGCUCCAGCCGGGAGGCUUCACAGAGCAGGACACCGGCUGGGUCGGGGCCUGGUGGGCGGGCUUCCUCUUGUGUUCAUUACUGGCGUUCAUAUCCGCCUUGCCCCUCUUGACGUUCCCGUCGCAGCUACCCAGACGGUUCAGCAGUAGUCAGCACGGGGCAUGUCGUGAAACAGUCGAACAACGCAAUGAGGAUUUUGCGAUGGGUGAUCUCGGAGAGGGUUUCAAAGAGCUUCCAGUGCGCUUCAUGAAGCUGUUCAAGAACUCCACCUUCCUGGGUAUCAGUAUGGUGGUGGUCAUGGAGCAGUCGAUCACGUCAGGGUUCACCGCUUUCAUUGCCAAGUUCUUUCAAGCCACGUACGGCACACCGGCUUCCAAGGCCAAUAUUCUCGCAGGAAUUGUGAUCAUACCAGGCUCUUGCAUCGGGAUAAUGACGGGUGGAUAUAUGAUGAAGAGACUGCAGCUCCCCCUAUCCGGCAUGGCGAAACUACUCAUCGCUAUUUGUAGUGCGUCUGUUGUGUGCUUUGGGACGAUUCUAUUCCUGGGUUGUGGUAACAUUGAUUUGGCUGGGAUAACCGCUUCAUAUACAAAAGGUGACACGUUUGAUGUGAUAAAAUACCCAGAGAAUUUGACGUCUCGUUGCAAUGAGCAGUGCGUGUGUAAUCAGGAGACUUAUCAGCCUGUGUGCGGCCUCAAUCAAAACACUUACUUCAACCCUUGUUAUGCGGGUUGCUCCAAGGUGAAUGCCUAUGUUGGCACCAUGGGACACAAGAUCAGGAACUACUCUUCGUGUUCGUGUGUCAGUAAGGUAGUCCACCACCAGGUGGCAGUGGCUGGCGCAUGCGACAACGGAUGCGAGAAUUUCUACCCGUUUUUGAUCAUGUUAUUUUUGAUCGUGUUGAUCACCUCCCUUGGCCACAAUCCUUGCCUCCUCAUCACGCUCGGGUGUGUAGAUGUGGAGGAACGCUCCUUCGCUCUUGGCAUGCAGUCGUUUCUGGCAAGAGCUAUGGCGUUCAUUCCAGCACCGAUUUACUUUGGUUACAUAUUUGACUCGCAAUGUCUCCUCUGGCAGAUGGCGUGCGAUGGGUCCGGCGCCUGUCUCGAGUACAACCGUACGUGGUUGCCGUUCGCCGUCUUCGGCAUGGCGCUCGGUCUAAAAAUAGUCAGCCUAACCUUCGUUGUACUAACGUACUUCUCGUGCCGUAAUGACGGGAUCGAAGACCACGCCGCGCCGGGAACCAGCAGAGGUCAAACAGGUCAGAGGUCAAGGUCGAUGAAGAUGUGUUACACGAAUCAUCGUAGGUGCAAGGUGCCGGCUGCUGAUGGCGAUAUUGACGGGUCGUGUGUUCUGACGUAUCACGCACCAGGUGAUGGAUAAAAACCUGUAUACCUCUCCAGCAAAUCCAAAAUAAAGCCAUAUCAUGAAAACUACAGUAGAACUGAAUUAUGGUACUGAAUGAUUGGAGCGCUGAAUUAUGGUAGCAAGGAAUUAUGGUGCCAUCGGUAGCACUUAUUGGACGAUGGAGAAUUGCUGAGUGCAAAGUGACGGGAAGACAGUAUUUUAUGCUAGCAAAACAAGCCACGACACUUGUUUGGUACAAUUUAGUUAUAUAUUUGAUAGGAGGUUUUGGCGCUGGAAUCACUUGCGAAAUAGUGUCAGUGAGUCGGUUAAAUUUCGAUUUGUCGAGUGUUUGUUUUCCAUGCGGUGCUUGUUACAUAGUAUUUUAUCAAUUGUACAUAAAAGUAUUUCUGUGCGUGUUGGAUUGUGAAUGUUAUUAUUAUAAGUGUAAUAAAAUGUUAUGAUAAAUGUGAUGAUAAAUGUAACAAAAAUGUUAAUGUCCAAGCAAUGAGGCACAGCUUCCUGGUAUCAAAAGCACAUUCCCUCAUACAGGGUGUAUCAAAAAUUAAUUUUUUUUUAUAAUGGUUAUUGGACGAUGGCAUAAUUCCUUUUUUCACCCACCGAUUUUGAUCGAUACAUGAAUUGCAGCUUCAGGAACUUGCAGAACAAUUUGAGCUAAAUUUCAGCAGCUUAGACAGUGGUGAUUUUCCUUAAAUUCUCUGACAAUCGGCUGUUAAAUAUCUCCAGAUAUUUGCAGCAAAAUCAUCAGUAUUUCAUUCCUGGUGAUUUGGCGGCAAAAAUCGACAAUUCUUUUCGUUAAGCUCCUUUAUGCCAGCGGGUUGUAAUAUAUUAUGAGAAAAAUUGCCGGCAAUUUUAUCAGUCUAGAUCUGAAUGAUGUAGUAUAUUAAAGGCCUACGCCGUUCGUUAAAAAUUUUGAAUUUGUAAUUGAGUUUAAAAACGUCCAAUUGCAGAAAUACGUACUAAAUAUAAAUUUCAACAUUGCCGUUGUGUAGGCUGAUAUACAAAUACUAUGAAUACCCAAGGUUAAACAAAUUUGUAUUCACAAUAACUGCACUACGGCAUUGUGUAUUAGUGGAUGUCCAUUGAACUUGACCACAAGUACAUACUUAUGAAAUUACGAACGGCGUUUAAUAAGAUAAUGUACCUUAUGCGUGUUUAUACAUGUGAAGUAAGUGUGACUUAUGUGGUGUUUUAUGCAGAAUAGAACAUGUUCUGAAUGUAAAAGUGUUAAUGCGGGAGUACCAAAAACCAACCUUGUCUGCAUGCUGGGUUUGCGGAAUGGGACCAGGUUUUAACUACAGGUUUCUAGUCAGUUAGUGUGUACAAAAUGUAUUAUAGUCCUCGAAAACCAUGACACUUCAUGUACUGUACAUGUAGCCUUUGAACGACUACUAAUGGUUCAAAAAAUGUUGGACGAAUUUCACGACUAAUUUACAUGUGGUGACUGUCCGCUAAUCUCGCACCUGUUUUUGACGUUACGCGACUCGGCCAAGUGCAAAACUCCUCCGUGAAAUUUAACAUACAGAAUAUUAUUCUCGGUGAAUUUAGACCCUUUCUUCUGGAGACAAAGGCAUGAAAUUUUCACAUGAAUAAAUCUGCCAAGCGUAGGUAUUACAUUUUCACAGAUGAAUAACAGAUGCAAAAAAAUAUGAUUGAUGGAAACAUAAUCCCUAUGUCUUCAAAAUUGAAUAGUCGUGUGAUGCAUUGAAUAAAGUGGAGCAUUCUGGAUCCCAGGUGGCAUAUAACGCCUUAUUUGACUAUGAGCAUCACUUAAAGGCCUGCGCCGUUCGUUAAACAUUUCGAAUUUGUAAUUGAAUUUAAAAAUGUCAAAUAGCGAAAAUACAUACAAAAUAUAAAUUUCAACAUUGCCGUUGUGUAGACUGAUAUACAAAUACUAUGAACACCAAGUUUAAACAAAUUUGUAUUCGUAAUAACUCCACUACGGCAUUGUGUAUUCGUGGACUAGACCACAGGUAAAUACGAAGGGCAUAUCCCUUUGGAGGCCUACGCCAUUCAUUAAAAAAUUGAAUUUGUAAUUGGAUUUUAAAAUGUCAAAUUGGGAAAAUACAUACUAAAUAUAAAUUUCAACAUUGCCAUUGUGUAGACUGAUAUACAAAUACUAUGAAUACCAAGUUUAAAUAAAUUUGUAUUCACAAUAACUGCACUAUGGCAUUGUGUAUUAGUGGAUUUCUAUUAAGCCGGACCAAAAGUAAUUACGAACGGCGUACCCCUUUAACCUUUGCCUUCUCUUCUUUGAGAAAAACAGCUGCACACCCUGGAGAUCACUUCCCCCAACUGACUGAGAAUUGUAUCUUAAAGGAGUACACCAUUCAUAUCAAGUUGGGGUCAGGAAAAAAAGAAAUGCUGUUCACUUAAACAAUGCCGUAGCGCAGUUUACACGUGUGCAACUUCGCUGAAACUCUUUAUAUUCAGUAUUUGCAUAUCUGUCUCCAAAAUGGAAAUGUUGAAACCAAUAUUCAGUGCAUAUUCACGCAAUUGAACACUAAGAUUUAAGGGCCUAUAUGCAAUUGCCAAAAUACAUGAAUUUCAACAUUGCCGUUGUGUAGACUGAUAUACAAAUACUAUGAAUACCAAGUUUAAACAAAUUUGUAUUCAUAAUAACUGCACUACGGCAUUGUGUAUUAGUGGAUUUCUAUUCAACUGGACCACAAGUAAUUACGAACGGUGUACGCAUUGAAAAUCUUUCUACUGUCCAAUGAUUGGCCAGCUUGGUGAGUUGAAAGGCCUGCUUAAUCAUCAGCAAGCUAAGGGAUUUUAUUUCAGAGUAAAAAUGGCAACUAUAUGGUUCUGUAUUUAAUGAUGUAAUCCAUGUUCGUUGUUUAUUAAACAUUUAUGUUAUAAACUGUGCAUUUUUAGGUCACACCGAUUUAAUGCCUUUGACAUGUUGGAUGACUUCGCUAGACUAUAAAAUACUCAUUUCUCUGCGCCAACAUCAUUACAGCACACUCUACUUUUGGUGACCUUGUCAAAUUUUUAUAUUAUGACCUAAUCGUGGUAUCUAGGUUUCACCACAGAUGACUUGUAGCUGUCGGUUGUACAUGUUGAAAUUGACAAAUGAAAUCAAGCGAUGCAAGUGUGUUAACCCCUCAGCCCCUGAAGACUAGAGGGAUAUUGUCGAGGCGGGCGCCGUCUGUUUUCAUUGUACUCUUAUGCAGAGCAUAUCUCCGUAACCAUUGAUGCUAAGCAUUUCAUCUUGUAGGGUGGUAUAUGGUGGUCUUGUGGUGCCAUUUUGCCUUUUGGCUGUUUUGAUGAUUUUCGAACUUAAUUGUGCACUCGGUCCCAGUCAUGUGAAAAAGUACUUUUGACUGCAUCUCAUGAACGCUGCUAGCUAAAAUCAUGACAUUUUUUCAUGACACUACAUCGCAUAAUACCAAAAUUGUGUUCUUUGGCACUUUCUGUUAUUAGCCAAAUACAUGUAGGUUGCGUUUUCUCACGAAGUACUCUCCGCAAUGUCUCACCGACGCUGUUCAAAGUCCACUAAGCUCACUUCCCUUUCAACGUCCACAGGCUGAGGGGUUAUGCUCCCUUUGCCAUGCUAGUUUGUUCAAUACAUUUCAAUUUUUCGUGCCAAAAGGUUACUUUAGGUGCUGGUCGGUGGCUGUUCGUGUUCGUUGGCGGGCCUGUUAUCCAACAUAUCAAAUUGUUAUGGCCUGAAUCGUAUUUGUCAUGUCUGUUUGAUUAAUUGAUUUAUUUGGACUAUGGUGCUUCUUGGUGCAGUUUGAUGUUGUUUUUACUUGAGAUUCGAAUCUCUUUUGAAAUUCUUUUCGGUUUACUUGUUAUGAUCUAAAAUGUUGUUAAUUGCAUGCAGGUGCAGGAAAGUCAGUUUAGGAUGUUGCUCUAAAUUGAAAAUUUUGUUUUUGACAUCUUUAGUAACUUUUAGUCAGACUUUACAUAGAGGGUUUUUAUUUUAACCUUGGUUUCUGAAAUAUUGUGUUCAUAGCAAAGCAUUUAUAGUUUGAGUGUCGAUCAAAUAGAGAGGUUUAGAUCCCGAGAUUAUGUGUCCGACUUUGGGAAUCAUAAUCCAUAAUACAAAAAAUAGUGACAAAUAAUGUCGGCAAAGGAAGUUUCCCCUAAACAAUAAGUAGUCAGAUUUUCUAAAACAUCCACAGCCAUGAGAUGAAAUAUUGGGAUAUCACCGCUCUGGUCUUUGGCUGAAGAAACACAAGGGCAUACCAAUAAUUGUUAUGUGUGAAUGAACCUCAGUUAUCUCGUUCGAUACCGCAGGGUUUUGGCAGUGUAUUCAUUGCCCUGGUCCGCAACCGGUAUAGACCGAGAAGCCUGGAUCCCAACUUGGCCUCGGAAAAGUUUCAUUGUAAAAUAGCUGGCAUUACAUGCACCAAAUCUUUACUGAAUCGAGUAAAGUGCUGCCAUCGUGUUUUUCUGGUGUAAUCAUGCAAAAACCCGUAGGGACAGCAAUGAGCGAAAGAAUGUGUGGAAAAUUGAGCAGUACGGAUUGUCAAUAGUACGCAGUGUAUGUUCCCGGUCGAUAUCGGGUAAGGAACACCCGCAAUUCCCCCAUUACUUGCAUUAGCUGGGCUCGACUUGAGACUUUGGAGUUUCUGAACCUGGCUGAUGUAUAUUUAGAUCUGUACUGAAACAUUUGUAUAUAUUUUUGGAUGUAAAUUAUCAAUGUACAGAUAGAUCUCUCUGGCUGUUGAAGGUCUGUGUUUAUAAAUAAUGGAUGUACUUGACGAGGAGGAUACACUCCAAAGAAGAACACUCCCAAGUGUACAGCAAAUGCUGAAGAAGAUUUUCUUAAGAAAUUUUGGCAGUCUAUAUGUUUGGCAGAAAGGGAACAGUGUUCAGUAAAACUUCUUUAAGGGACACUAUAGGCAGCUGCUAGGUAGGCAAGAUAAAGGUACACAAUGUCAGCAAUAGGGGUCGUUCCCAUCUCACAUUACGUCAAAACUAUUCACGCUUGUACAACGAAUAUAUUAAGAGCUGAAUCAAACAUGACCCAGUGUCCUUACUGUGCAUAAUUAUUAGUCACCCGAAGAUGGCCAAUUUAACCCAACUGCCCCUGCCUAUAGCCCCCCUUUAAAACUAUGAAUUUGCCUGCAUUGUAUAGUUGACUUUCAUGAAAGGGUAUUGUUGUCAUGUCAAGGGUUGUUGCAUGUAGGCGUGAAAUGAAAUACCUUGCUAUGUAUUAUGUAUGAUUGUGUUUUCUGGCCGGACUUUUUUUAGUUAAAACUCACUGUCAGCCAUUUUACAUAGAAAUGUCGAGAUAUAUUUUGAAUAUACUUCUGUAG
Molecule: messenger RNA, 7724 nt
Organism: Lineus longissimus
Lineage: Eukaryota; Metazoa; Nemertea; Pilidiophora; Heteronemertea; Lineidae
Product: solute carrier organic anion transporter family member 5A1-like
Exons: 9
Coding region: 145-2472 (775 amino acids)
Biological process (GO): transmembrane transport; sodium-independent organic anion transport
Cellular component (GO): plasma membrane
Molecular function (GO): protein binding
Source: RefSeq, a predicted model, not a curated record